Messenger RNA from Tetrahymena thermophila SB210, 435 nucleotides. RefSeq names its product transmembrane protein, putative. The transcript has a single exon. The record is from RefSeq and is a predicted model, not a curated record. Lineage: Eukaryota; Ciliophora; Oligohymenophorea; Hymenostomatida; Tetrahymenidae.
AUGGUAAAGAACUAACAAAAAUAGAUUUGGUAAAUCGCCCAAGUUUAGAAUUAUAGGUACAUAGUAGUACUUAAAAGAAUUUUACAUCUAAUCAGUUUGAACAAAAUAAAAAAUUUUAACCUUACAUAAAUUCGUUUCAAGGCAUAGCCACUGAAGUAGAUAUAAAUUCAUUAGAUAAUGAUUAAGAUUUAAAAAUUAUUACACCUAAUUAUUAAUCUACUCCUAAAACUAAUUUUAAUUUUGAUUUCAAUCAAAUUAAAACUAUUGAAGAGGAGGAAACAAAAAGAUCUACAUCUCAUUAAAAGUAAAUUUAAAGAGAUAAUAUGCACAGUCCUACUAAAAAUGAAGGGUAAGAUCAAUACAGUUCUUAAUCUUCUUCAUCGAUUUGUUCAAAUGAUUUAUAAUUUUAAUAAAAUAUGCUAAAUUAAUAACUGA